Messenger RNA from Cylas formicarius (sweet potato weevil), 1289 nucleotides. RefSeq names its product odorant receptor Or1. NCBI's taxonomy places the organism in Eukaryota, Metazoa, Arthropoda, Insecta, Coleoptera, Brentidae. The coding region runs from base 62 to 1201 and encodes 379 amino acids. Gene Ontology annotation, biological process: detection of chemical stimulus involved in sensory perception of smell; sensory perception of smell. The record is from RefSeq and is a predicted model, not a curated record. Gene Ontology annotation, cellular component: plasma membrane. Gene Ontology annotation, molecular function: odorant binding; olfactory receptor activity. The transcript has 7 exons.
GUUGAAUUGCCAAAUGGGUUUUAUCGUUUUAGUAGCUGCAAACUAUCGAAGAGAUUAAAAAAUGACAUCUCCCACGGAGCACGACCUUACCCAAGUAUACCGUAUGGAAAAACGACUUAUGUUAUUGGCGGGAUUUUAUCCCAAGCCAAAAGACAGUAACCAGUUCGUCUAUUACUUAUCGUGCGCCGUGGUUUUCUCUAUCGAGGUCUAUUUUGAACUGUCCAUGACGUUGUACGUUGUGAACGAAAUGGACGAUGUAAUGAAAAUAGCCGAAACGUUGCUAUUUUUGAUGACUCAAACCGCGUUCCUCGCUAAACUUAUAAAUUUCGCUUAUAACAAAGACAAACUCUCCGUUCUGGAAGCAAUAUUAAAGACGGAACUGUUCCAAGAAAUGACUAGGACUGAUUUUCAAAAGUUCCAGGCAAACGUGAGCAAAUCCAGGAAGAUUUUGUUGUUUUAUUGCUCGAACGCCGCGGCUUCUGUGUCUGGAUAUGUACUAAUUCCUUUUUUUGAAGGUCGAUCUACGCACAGGUUGGCAGUUCCCAGCUUUAACCCGUGGGACGUUAAAGAGUACUAUUACUCUACGCAUUUCUUUCAAGUUUUGUGCCUCACCAUAGGCGCCACAUUGAACUCCAUUGUCGACACUAUGUUCGCUUCGUUGUGCACCAUUUUCUACGGCGAACUUAGAAUACUUAAACGAUGUUUUAGGAAUUUGGAUUACAGCUUGCCUCCAGGAAUUGUGAGACGGCAGUUGAAAAGGAACGCGUUGUUCCAUUUGGAAAUAUUGAAAGUUGCAAAUCUCACAGAGCGAUUUUUCACAUACGGAAUUUUGGUUCAGUUCCUGAGUAGCAUUUUCGUUAUCUGCUUUACUGGGUUUCAAAUGAUGUUGAUCCCGACUCUGAGUUCUGACUUUUUUCAUUUCGUGGUAUACCUAGCGUGCAUGUUAUCACAAGUCGCCAUUUUCUGUUGCUACGGCCAUUUUGUGACGAACGAAAGUUCUGACAUCGGGGAAGCGAUCUAUUUGUCCAACUGGUACAUGUCUGACCUGUCCGUCAGAAAAGAUCUACUAAUAGUGAUGGAAAACACGAAAAAACCAAUUUUACUGACGGCCGGUAAAUUUUUACCUCUCGUGAUGAGCACCUUAACUGCGAUUUUGAGGUCUUCGUAUUCAUUCCUAGCAGUGUUGCAACAAAUGGAAUAGGGUUCCGGAGAGAAAUCACCACCCUUGCUUUAGUGCUCUAUAUUUAUUUGCUUUGAACAGUAACAUAGAAGCGCCAGUGGCAGCGUAA